Amphiprion ocellaris (clown anemonefish) is the source of this 2601-nucleotide messenger RNA. It is a transcript of the gene fars2, whose product is annotated as phenylalanyl-tRNA synthetase 2, mitochondrial. Gene Ontology annotation, biological process: phenylalanyl-tRNA aminoacylation. The coding region runs from base 48 to 1562 and encodes 504 amino acids. Gene Ontology annotation, molecular function: ATP binding; tRNA binding; phenylalanine-tRNA ligase activity. NCBI's taxonomy places the organism in Eukaryota, Metazoa, Chordata, Actinopteri, Pomacentridae. The record is from RefSeq and is a predicted model, not a curated record. Gene Ontology annotation, cellular component: mitochondrion; cytoplasm. The transcript is spliced from 10 exons.
ACACAUAUUUUUAAAAAUUCAAAUCAAUAUUUUCAAACUUUAUUGUUAUGUUAAUCAGAAAAAUCGUUAAACUAAUUUUAAAGAGGUUUAAUAUCCCGGUAGAGACACAGGCACGCCUCCGCUGGCUAAACAACAUCCCAACGCUCCAAUGUGACAGAAGUUUAAUGUCCCUCCAGCUCCAUGGACCAGUCAUCAUGAUACUGGGCCCGUCACUCCUCCCCCACCUCCAGCUCUGGCCCCGCCCCCUGCUUCACCGCCUCCUGUCGGACCUCUGGACCAAUGGCUGCGUGGCGUCCUGCAGACGCCUCAGCACCGACGGCCACACCCCUCAGCCCGUGAUUGGCCAGGACUCGGUGGAGGUGUUGGGCCGCUCCUACCCCCGGGACGACUUCACCAACGUCACCCCGAAGACGUUGUCCAGAGUGGGCCGAGACCUCCACAACCAGAUGCACCACCCACUGUGGCUGAUCAAGGAGCGAAUCAAGGCUCACUUCUACAGCUCCUACAUCGGCCGCUGGGGAAACCCGCUGUUCUCCGUCCACGACAACCUGAGUCCUGUGGUCAGCGUGGAGCAGAACUUCGACAGCUUGCUGAUUCCUCCCGACCACCCGAGCAGGAAACGAGGAGACAACUAUUACCUGAACAGAACCACGAUGCUUCGCGCUCACACGUCGGCCCACCAGAGGGAGCUGGUGAGGUCGGGGCUGGACGCCUUCCUAUUGGCCGGAGACGUCUACCGGCGGGACGAGAUCGACUCCAGUCACUACCCAGUGUUCCACCAGAUGGAGGGAGUCCGACUCUUCUCCAACCACGAGCUCUUCUCUCAGGUGUGUAGUGGUGAUCUUCUGUCUCUGUUUGAACGAGGCGGCCGUCGGACUCCAGAGAAGCAGGAAACUCACAGUCUGGAGGCCGUGAAGCUGCUGGAGUUCAACCUGAAGCAGACUCUGACUCGACUCGUCGCUCAGCUGUUUGGAGAAGACGUAGAGAUCCGCUGGGUCAACUGCUACUUUCCCUUCACUCAUCCCUCUUUUGAGAUGGAGGUUCGUUUCCAGGGCGACUGGAUGGAGGUUCUGGGAUGUGGAGUGAUGGAGCAGGAAAUACUGAACUCUGCAGGGGCCGGGAACAAGCUGGGCUGGGCCUUCGGUCUGGGCCUGGAGAGGCUGGCCAUGAUUCUGUUCAGCAUCCCAGACAUCCGGCUGUUCUGGAGUCAGGACGAACGCUUCCUGAAGCAGUUCAGAGUGCAGGACAUCCACCAGCCCAUCGUCUUCCAGCCGCUCAGUAAAUACCCGCCGCUCUCCAACGACAUCUCCUUCUGGCUGCCGGACCACGGCUUCACCGAGAACGACUUCUACGAGCUGGUCCGGUCCAUCGGAGGAGAUCUGGUGGAGAAAGUGACGCUGGUGGAUGAGUUCACCCACCCAAAGACCGGGAGGCGGAGCCAUUGUUACCGCAUCAUCUACCGCCACAUGGAGCGAACGCUGACUCAGCAGGAGGUGCGAUUCGUCCACGGGCAAAUCGAAGGCGCUGCCGAGAGCGAGCUGGGCGUCCAGGGCCGCUACUGAUUCACACAAACACUCAGAUGGAUGUUUAUACUGCAGACUGUCACGCAGCUUCAUCACGUCGUCGUAGCUGCGAUGUUUCACCACCGACGUCACAUCAGUUCGUCAUCCUGCCUCCUCUUCAGGCUGAAACAUCCCGAUCUGACGCCUUCGGUUUCCAAAAACAUCCUCCGACAUCACACUCCGACCGCCGAUAUUUAGGUUUUCUGACGGCAGCCGGACCUCGGCAGCUGCUCUGUUACUGAAAACAUUCAGCGUUAAGGCCACCAGGCACGUCUCAGAUGAUCCUCAGCAGGGAUUUGAUGCAUUUGGAUGUUUAGAAACUGCAAACUAAAGGUUGUUUUAUCAUUCAUAUGAAAGUCCAAAAGGUCCUGAAACACUUUUAUGUUGGUAGAAAUUACAACCAAAACUAGUUGUCCUCUAAUUUUACCCUCCAGCAUGUAAAAAUAACAUAAAAUUCAAUAAUAUUUGGCAUUUUUCUUAUAUUGGCACCAUUUUUUCCCCAGUCCGGUUUAUGUGGCAACGUCCUCUUGAACAAACUUCACUAGAGUCUGUAGGGAGGUGGUCGGGGUGGAUGAUGGGUGCAUAAAACACACGACCAGAAUCAUGAAAAUGGUUUUUGCAACAAAAGAUGUUUGAUUAAAGCUUCCACCAAAAGAAAGAAAGUCUGGAAACUUUUCAAACAACUAAAAACUUCACCCAGUUCCAUGUUUUCUGUGUUUUCACCGUGACGAUUAGCGGGCUGUCACAGCUACUAGCUCGCUACCGAUAGUAGUUUCUGGUUCAUUUUUCGGUUCUCGAGACAAAUAUCAGUUUACGAUGCAUUAAAACCUGAAGUAGCUGAGCGGAAGAGAGAAGAAACACUGAAGAGAAAUCAACAAGAAAGAAAGACUUUUAUCAUCCUCCAGAUAAACACAUGAAAUCAAUUCUUUUUUUUUUCUUUACGUUGGAAAUGACAGCUUGAAUUAAAGCUGCGGUUUGUGUGUUGUAGUUUUUCUGACGGGUUUAUAUGUUUAGAUAAAACAUUAAAACAGUUUGGUGA